Sitophilus oryzae (rice weevil) is the source of this 612-nucleotide messenger RNA. RefSeq lists its product as uncharacterized. The record is from RefSeq and is a predicted model, not a curated record. Gene Ontology annotation, molecular function: odorant binding; nucleic acid binding; olfactory receptor activity. Gene Ontology annotation, cellular component: membrane. Gene Ontology annotation, biological process: sensory perception of smell. The transcript has 4 exons. Lineage: Eukaryota; Metazoa; Arthropoda; Insecta; Coleoptera; Curculionidae. The coding region runs from base 1 to 612 and encodes 203 amino acids.
AUGGCAAAACUGUAUGAAUUGCGUUACGAAUUGGUUCCUCAUCCGCCAUACUCCCCAGAUUUGGCACCCAGUGACUAUUAUCUGUUUCCAGAUUUUAAAAAAUGGCUGCGACAGAGGCCUAUUUUAAGGACUUGGAAGGGCAUCGAAAAAUUGGAGAAUCGUUGGACAAAGUGUAUAGAGCUUAACGGGGACUACGUUGAGAAAAAUAUAUCUAAUUUAAUUCAGCAUUAUCUUCAUUUUUUCAGUUACAUUGGACUACUUUGCGAUGAUAACGCUAGCCGAUAUGUUGGUGGUACUUUAAUGGUUGUUGGUUUAUCGACAGUUCCAUUCUUUAUUAAAUUUAUGCAUACAUUUGAAGAACUGGGUGGAAUUACGUUUCUAUUUCCAUUGGGCUUAUUCGUAAUGGCUUUUGAGAUAUUUAAUGCAGGACAAGGAAUAGAGGAUCAGUUUGAAGAAAUAUAUACGGCUUUGUUUAAUGUCCGCUGGUACUGGUGGAACAAUCAAAACAAGAAAUCUUAUGUAAUGAUCAUAUCGAUGCUUCAACAAGUCAAGAGCCUUUACAUUGGUAUUAACUCGAAGGUUAACAGAAGAGGUUUCCUCAGGGUAAAUUAA